UUACUGAACACCUACAACUGCUUCUUGAAAGACAAUACACACCUGCAGCUCACUGUUCAUGAGUAUGCAGGAAAGGUGACAUUGGAAGGCAUCCUGGUCAUUUAUUGGGGUGUAAAGAGACCCAUUCGGUUACAAAUACAAGAUGAGAAACAGAUAUUUGCAAAUGAGUCUUCAAUCAAAUCAUCAGACCCUAUCAGUCCACUUGGAAGCAAAAGGGGUAUGACACGAUGGGGAGAAUUUGACAACCUUCACAAUAUUGCUGAACUGGAGGAAGCUGGAUCACCUGAAAAUCCUACUGAAGACUACAUCGUAUACGAGACCACGACUUUAAGGCCAUCGCGGACCACGCAAAUCAAUGAAGAUAGUUCAUAUCUGAUCCGCACCAUGAGCGAUGCCUCGCUGGUGAAAAUGAGGGUGAAAAGUAAGAAGAUGAUUGAAAGUCAGAAGAACAGAAACCAUCGCUUCUCUAUCAAUGGACACUUCUACAACUAUAAGACAUCUGUUUUCACACCAUCAUUUGGAGCAACCACAAAUGUGCACAUUAACAGCAGGAUGACGACACAAGAGGUCAUUACACAACUGCUACACAAAUUUAAAGUAGAAAACAGUCCAAAUGAAUUUUCCCUCUACUGCAUUCAUCAAACUGGAGAGAAGCGAAGGUUGAGCAGUUCAGACCUGCCCUUGUGGGAGCGUGUUCUCCAAGGACCAUCAAACAUCAUUAUGAGGAUGUUCCUUAUGGAUGCAGACGAAGAGGAAAUUAGUCUUGAUGUAGCUCAGUACCUCAAUUUAGAAAUGCCCAUUUUGAAGGUUAUCCUGCAGAAACUAGAAGAGCAAGAGAAUCUAGAGAUACAAAGGAUAAUAGCAAAAUACCAGAAGGAACGGGGUCUCUUGUUGCAGUGCUUGAGGAAAAGAGACGGUUUAAAAACUGAGACGACUGUAUAA
Molecule: messenger RNA, 942 nt
Organism: Danio aesculapii
Lineage: Eukaryota; Metazoa; Chordata; Actinopteri; Cypriniformes; Danionidae
Product: ras association domain-containing protein 6-like
Biological process (GO): signal transduction
Source: RefSeq, a predicted model, not a curated record